AUGCCCAACGAAAUCCAUAAAUACUUCGAACGUAAAUCAACGGAAUGGAACAUUACUGAUUUUCUGGAGGAAUGUGGUGAAGAGGAUUUUCAAAAAAUGAUAGAUCAAUAUAUCAGAAGUCUCGAUACAAUUGCGAAUCUUGAGCAAGGGAAACGAAAAGCAAAAGCAGAGUUUCUUCUCACGAGCCUUGGGUGGGCACAGGAUAAUCCACCGGAUUUUAAGAAGGCAAGAGAAUGGAAUAGUCGUUCGCACCGGUUCCACAUCUACCAACCUGAGAUCAGUGGUAAUACGAUAAAUAACGGAACAAUCAAUGACGGAACUUUUUAUAAUGGAUUACCCAAGGAAACUGAUGAUAAUGAAGAAAGUGACGAAAUCGAUAAUUUCUUUCGAGGUCCGUCCGGAAAAAAUUCAACCAAUCUGAUUGAGAAACGGCAGAAGCCGAAUGAGUACAACGAAGCGGACAUUGAAGAGAGCGAGACCGCUUGUGAAUUACAAGAUAAUGCCGAUUCGGAUUUGGAUACACCGGAUCAUGAGGAUGCUAUUGACGAUCAAGAGGUGAGGGAUGCGACCAAUGAUAAAGUAGAAGAGGCGAAGGAAAACAAAAAAGGACCAUUUAUAAUGCGCGAACAAAAUCGAAUGGAGUUUGCGGAAUCUUAUAGGGCAAUGGACAAAAGUUAUAUGUGGAAGCUUUCAUCAGGGAGGUUUGUCGAAGAAGAGUUGCUUAAACUCGGAAAAAAUUUGGAGUUUGAACAUGCCAUUCAUUCCUUCAUCCUUGAUGUUGGAGACGAGCUAAUCAUGGAACAUUUCACUGAGAAAGAACUCGAGGAGAUAGAAGGCACAACUAUUCUGGAGGUACCUGAUAUUUCGGAUGAAGUUGACGAUUUUUUGACUAAAUUCCUUGGAAAGACAAACUUAAACGAAAUCCGACAGAUAAUAAAAGAAUCGAUGUUCGGUAAUAAUUACAACCGUGAGAAGCAUCAUGACGUAGACUACAUAUGUCUUGCUUUAUAUUCACUGGUGAGGGAAAUAGAAAACGGUAAUCUCAAGAACGCAAACCUAGAAAACUGGUAUAACUGUCAUGUAUGGAAUAUAAUAUUCGACCAAGCGUUUGGAGAUGUACAGGCAGUGGCUGUUGUCAGGGGGGAAAGUACGAGUGUGUCGACAGCAACGCGUAAAAAUAAAAAAGCUAAAAGGAAACCAGGGGAACGUCGGAAAAUUGGACGUAGAGGGGAUUGGAUACUCAGAACUGUAGGCAACGGUAACAAAGAUGAAUUUGGGGCGGGGGAGGCGGGCAAGGAUUGGACGGAUGAAUAUGGGACAAAGUAUCUCAAGGAAAUUGGCUUAAAACUUCCCAAAACGCUGAAAGAUAUGUUAAUGAAUUUAAUGGAAAGGGUAAAUUGGGACAAAGAUGUGCGCAAAAAUAUCCAGACCGUCGGAAUUAUACACGAAGGUCUUAUGAUGUCAUUGGUAUAUGCCGACAAUCCGAAAGGAUAUGUCUGCAGGUUUCGUCGUGGCGACCUUAUGGAAGUACCAGAUACGGCGGAAAAAUUUGAUUCAAUCUUGACAAUAUUGGCAUCUAUCCUAACUGCAAAGUCUGCAGUCCGAAUGACAAUAGAGAUGGCUCAAACAAAAAGACAGGCUGUCAAAUCAUCAUUUAAGGGUGCAGGGUACCGAAAGCGACCUCGAGAAGAUCACCACCAGAUGCCUGCAUGUUUAUCGACUCCGAAAAAAAUAAAAAUGUGUGCCAAAAUGAACGAUAAACGACCAUACCCAUCAUCACCGUGCCCUGGAUCUCCGAGUUCUGAUCCAUUAAUUUAA
This is a messenger RNA of Funneliformis mosseae, 1818 nucleotides long. NCBI's taxonomy places the organism in Eukaryota, Fungi, Glomeromycota, Glomeromycetes, Glomerales, Glomeraceae. The record is from the annotation of a GenBank genome assembly.